Phodopus roborovskii (desert hamster) is the source of this 4370-nucleotide messenger RNA. RefSeq names its product protein O-glucosyltransferase 3 (gene Poglut3). Gene Ontology annotation, cellular component: endomembrane system. Gene Ontology annotation, molecular function: protein binding; glucosyltransferase activity. NCBI's taxonomy places the organism in Eukaryota, Metazoa, Chordata, Mammalia, Rodentia, Cricetidae. The transcript has 8 exons. Bases 44 to 1567 code for a protein of 507 amino acids. The record is from RefSeq and is a predicted model, not a curated record.
GCUCCGGCCCCUCCCCGGCCAGCGGAGCUGAGAGCCGGCGACCAUGCACCGCGUCCCACGGGCCCCGCUGCUGCUGCAGCAGCUCGCCCUGCUGGUGGCCGCGGGGGCCGGGGCGCGAGUGAGCGCACCGCGGAGCCUGGCGUGGGGCCCCGGCCUGCAGGCCUCCGCGGUCCUGCCGGUGCGCUACUUCUUCCUGCAGGCGGUGGACUCGGACGGCCGGAACCUCACUAGCUCGCCGCCAGGUCAAAUGCAAUUCAAAGUAGUGGUGAAAUCCCUUUCACCUAAGGAGUCAGUCCGAAUAUAUGUCCCUAAACCUUUGGAUAGGAAUGAUGGAACGUUUUUGGUGAGAUACAGGAUGCACGAGACUGCUCACGCAGGCCUCAUGGUAGAGGUCCUUUAUGGUAGUGAGCACGUGGCCCAGUCUCCCUAUAUUUUGAAAGGACCCGUGUACCAUGAGUACUGUGACUGCCCAGAAGAGGAUCCUCAGGCCUGGCAGGAAACCCUGUCCUGUCCAGGCACCGAACCACAGAUCGAGCAAGAUUUUACCUCCUUCCCCAGCAUCGAUCUCCACCAGAUGCUGAAGGAAGUCCCCAAAAGAUUUGGGGAUGAGCGUGGCGCUGUUGUUCAUUACACAAUUGUCAAUAACCACAUCCACCGGAGAUCUUUGGGGAAAUACACAGACUUCAAAAUGUUCUCUGAUGAAAUUUUGCUGUCACUGGCAAGGAAGGUUGCCCUCCCAGAUUUAGAAUUUUAUAUUAACCUGGGAGAUUGGCCCUUAGAGCAUCGAAAAGUCAAUGACACUCCUGGCCCUAUACCUAUCAUUUCCUGGUGCGGCUCCUUGGAUUCAAGAGACAUUAUCCUUCCAACAUAUGAUGUCACCCACUCAACACUUGAAGCAAUGAGGGGUGUUACAAAUGAUCUCCUCUCUGUUCAGGGAAAUACAGGGCCUUCCUGGAUCAAUAAAACAGAGAAAGCUUUCUUCCGAGGUAGAGAUAGCCGGGAGGAGAGGCUGCAGUUGGUACAGCUGUCCAAAGAAAAUCCACAGCUGCUAGAUGCAGGAAUUACAGGAUAUUUCUUUUUCCAAGAGAAAGAAAAAGAGCUUGGAAAAGCCAAGUUGAUGGGUUUCUUUGAUUUCUUUAAGUACAAGUACCAGGUGAAUGUGGACGGAACAGUGGCCGCAUACAGGUAUCCGUAUCUCAUGCUGGGGGACAGCCUGGUUCUGAAGCAGGAUUCCCCAUAUUAUGAACAUUUCUAUAUGGCACUAAGGCCUUGGAAGCACUACGUUCCCAUUAAAAGAAACCUCAGUGAUCUACUAGAGAAAGUGAAAUGGGCCAAGGAAAAUGACGAAGAAGCAAAGAAGAUCGCGAAAGAAGGGCAGUUAACUGCUAGGGACCUGCUCCAGCCACCCAGACUUUUCUGUUACUAUUACAGAGUACUACAGAAAUAUGCUGAGCGCCAGGCCAGCAAGCCCAUGAUACGUGAUGGAAUGGAGCUUGUUCCCCAGCCAGAUGAUGGCACAUCCAUUUGCCACUGCCACAGGAAGAGGCCGGAGAGGGAAGACCUUUAAGGAGGCCCAGCUUCUCAUUCCUUCCUAUGCCGGCUGCAACUUUGAGACUUGUGAAGAUGCCAAAGGAGCCAGGCCUGGUGGGUCAGCCUCACACCUCUAAUCAGCACUCUGGAGGUGAAGCCAGAGGAUUUCUUGAGUGCAAAGCCUGCCUGAGAUACAUGGUGAUUUUCUGGCCAGCCCAGGCUACCCAGUUGGAUCUUUUCAAGAAGCCAAAACAGCCAGGCAAUGGUGGUGUACACCUUUAGUCCCAGCACUCUGGAAGCAGAGGCAGGUAAAUCUCUGUGAGUUCGAGGCCAGCCUGGUCUACAGAGUGAGUUCCAGAACAGCCAGAGCUACACAGAAAACCUGUCUCAAAAAACAAGCAAACAAACAAAAAGCCAAAGCAAAAAAGAAGUGCAGAGAGAUGCUAAGCAUGUACCCCAUACUCAAGAGGCUGAGGCAUAAAGAUGAGUUUCAGUAUUGCCAAAUACCUUUGAAUGCUCAUUGUAUUUACGGUUAAAACUGCUCACUUGAGCAUCAUAGUAGAUAAAAAGACAUAUAAAUCACCUGAGAAUCUGUGGCUAUCACAUUUACUGGUUUGUUUCUAUCUUUUGUUCAUUUACUUUCACAUUCAGUUGUGAAGGGAGAAGUGUUUGGGGGAAGGUUCUAUUUCCUCCUCCCUGUGUAGUUUCUCUUCUUGCAAGCUGUGCCUGAUGUUCAUUGAUGGCAGCCUCAUGUUGGAGGCUGUGAUGGGGUUAACUAAGGAACAGACUGCUGCUACUAACGAUAGCAUGGGGAUGGUGGAGGAACACACUGCAUCAUUCAAAUCUUUUCAGCUAAGUUUUUGCCAGGUCUUAAGACAGAAUUAGGGGAAACUGUACUUUAUACUGGCGAGUCACAACCCAUUUGGGUUGUAUACCUAUUAAAGACAGCAUAGCUAUUAACGUAGAUGGUGGCAUUGUGUGGGUGUCUUUAUCAUCUAUAUACUAGGAAUAUAAGAAAUGAUGAUUGUCAAUGUGAGAUCUUGAAUUAUUUUUGUCCUUCCAAAAAAAAAAAAAAAAAGUCCUCAAAAACUGCUACGCCAGCCUCAGGAAGCCUCAGCAUCCUGGGAUACACUAGUAAGCCCAGGACAGAGGCAGAUCCUCAUUCCUGGAUCCGCAGGCUGUCCUCUCAGUGGGUUGCACCAUUAAAAUAAAGGCUUUGGCACUUGCCUCUGCCUUUUAGGGCAGGGUCGAGAUCUAAGAUCAUAAAUUCACGUCUAAUUCUUCAGAGCACCAUGCAGUCCAUGACCGAAUGCUCUCUAAAAUAAGAACCCCUGGAGUCAAAGUGCUCCCAGAACUGGGGCAAUCAUUUGGUCAUAUCUGUUCUUCCAAGGACCAAUAGCAACACAGGAAUUUGUAUUUUUAACUAGACCACAGAAACGUAUCAUCAAGCCAAAUAUCCUACCACCUAUUUAAAACCUACCUGUGUAGUAUGAACUAUAGGACAAGCUGUCCUGAGGCCACACCCUGGUGCACCUGAGCCUGUAUCUGUUGUACAUAGAGAGGGGGGCUUUAUAGAAAUGGGUUAUGGAAAGAAGGGCUGCCUCCCUCGCUGCUACCUCUGUAACCCCAGGCCCAGGAAGCAAAGUAGUUUGUUGUAAACACAAUAAGUCUUUUAAGUUGAUGUCGUCUGGUGAUGAACAUCCUAACACUUAAAGUUGAGACAAAUUGGGCCGUUUCUAUUGACUUGUCACAUUUUGGAGCAUUCCACUGGAAACGGAGUCUUCCAUGUGAACCUGAAGGGGACAUUUCCCAAUCAAACUGUAACAAGUCUAUCAAAAAAUCUAGAUAGUCCCCCCAUCUCCCCAGCUUGAUCACAGCCUUGGCAAUGAGUUUUACGUGGCUUGUUGUGUUAUUGGUUUGAAUAUAUCUUCAGAGGCCAUGAAUUGAGAGUAAAGGAGACCAUCUGGGAGGGGCUAGAAGGAGGACAGGGAGCAAUGAUAUGAGAUUUUAAUUUCAACAAAAAUAUUUUUAAUCUGACUUGUUGAGAGGGAUAUAAGGGUGUAAACAUAUAGUUGUGUGGGCCUGGAGAGAUGGCUUAGUGGUUAAGAGCACUGGCUGCUCUUCCAGGGGACCCAGGUUCAAUUCCCAGCACUCACAACUGUCUGUAACUCCAGUUCCCAGGGAUCUUACACCUUCACACCAAUGCACAUAAAAUAAAUUAAAAAAAAAGAUAUAGUUGUGCUCAUUUAAAUAAACUGUCACCAAUGCUCGUGGCUUCACUCACUGUAAGUGGCUGUCACCCAUCAAUAGUGAAUGCAUUGCCUAAACAGACACUGAUGUACAGUGAAUACAUGUACAGAAUGAUGUACAGUGUAGUUCAGUGAUAACACCGACAAGAGAGAAGCAGUUUUAACUAUGCCGUAAUGAGAGCUUUCCACAGUGUGUUCAUUAAAGACCAAAGCUGCAGGACCUGGAAUGUGAAAAAUAAUUUGCCAAAGACAAAAAGGGAAUGAAAGAGUUUAAAAGACAAGCUGCCAGUGGGGGGUGGUAUGGGGAGAAGGGAAAUUUUUGUUUUAUACCUUUUUAUAAUAUUUAAAUUGUUUUUAAACCAUGGACAUAAAUCAAGUUGUAAACUAAAAACAUCAGCAUGGUAAAAGAAUAAAUGUAUAAGAAGGAAAAGAAAAUGAUAUUCAUGUUUUCCAUGAUGCCAUAUUAAAAACCUAUGUCUGCAAGUUUAUCAUGUGGUUUUAUUAUAUUCUCUUUUUUAAAUAAAGCAAAUUUUCAUAAUAAAAAUUGGAAACCAUGUAUUUUGUUUUAAUAAAGAUUAUCACUUCCUGCUC